Amaranthus tricolor (Joseph's coat) is the source of this 1346-nucleotide messenger RNA. RefSeq lists its product as uncharacterized. Gene Ontology annotation, molecular function: RNA binding; DNA binding. Gene Ontology annotation, cellular component: exosome (RNase complex); nucleolus. NCBI's taxonomy places the organism in Eukaryota, Viridiplantae, Streptophyta, Magnoliopsida, Caryophyllales, Amaranthaceae. The record is from RefSeq and is a predicted model, not a curated record. Bases 349 to 990 code for a protein of 213 amino acids. Gene Ontology annotation, biological process: regulation of gene expression; maturation of 5.8S rRNA. The transcript has 6 exons.
UAAAAGGUGAUGAGCCUGGACUUGAGAGACCAUUUCUCGGUCUCUCAAUAGUGUUAAUGUUUUAAGUGAAGAAUAUUUUUUUUUUUUGAGCUGCAAUUAGCAUAUUCAGGUUACAAAAACUGAGGUAAGCUGUUAGCAUGUUAUAUUACUAAGGUAACACAGCACAAUUGAAGAUACUCUCAUACCUCUAUUUUACCUUUUUUUUUCUGCCCUUGAAGCCCCUAAAUAGGGCCGGAGAUUCUGUGUGAAGAACGGCCGAGUAAGAGAGAAGAAUCUCUGUAUUUCAAAUUGAAAUUGAAAACCCUUUUCCGUCUUUUACAAAACCCUAAUUUGUUUUGAGGAAAUACAAUGGAAGGGGAGGAUAAUAGAAGCAGCAGUAGCAGUAAUAUAGUCCCUGAAAAAGUAAUGGAAGGAGUAAGAACAAUACUGGCAAAUAUUGAUGAAUUAAAGUCAAACUUUGAUGAAUUUAUUUCUCUUGCGUCUGACUCUGAAAUUAUCUCUCAAUUACCCCCUUUAGAAAGAGCUCAAUCCCUUCUUUUACUUGCCAAACUUACUUCAGUUCUUUUGGCUGUGAGGCUGAGGUGCACCGGAGUUUACCUUGAUCAUCAUCCUAUUAAAGGAGAACUUGAGAGAUUGAGCCGAUAUCAAGAAAAACUUGAGCGUUUUGUGGAACAAAGUAAAGCACCUUUGCGGCCUAGUACUACUCUGAACACACAAGGAGCAGCACGCUUUCUUGAACACUCUUUACCUGAUCUUACCCCUGAGCAGAGAAAACGAAUGAGGGCGAUUAGUAAAGUUGAGGGAAAAAUGAAGUACUCGGAGAGGGCUAACCAGAAAAAGAGGAAAACUCCAAUAAGUGAUAUGAAAUCUGUUCGAGAGGCCGCAGAAGUGUUUCUGGAAAAAGCUGCUCGUGAGCUUCUUGGUGAAAAUAUUGGAGGCAUGAAGGGUCCUUUGGCCCCUGUACAAGCCGUAAAUAUAGAUGAUGAAUGAACCACUAAUAAUGUGGUCUGCUGACUAUGAGGUCUCAGUUUUUGACUCCAGCAAUAUUUUUGUUGAAGUGGGCAGCACCAGCACCAGCACCGGCAGCAGCAGCAGCAGCAGCACCAGAUGCGCAAUAAUGGUGUCAUUUUCAUUAGUAUUUAAAAGCAAAUAGCCAAUUAGAAGUGUUGCUUGUUGUUAAUGGUAGUAGAAGUGUAUUGAAGUCCUAGACCUAGAUCUUGAAUUUUGAUGCACCUUCAUCUGUUAUCAAAGUGUAGAACCACAACUGUUGUCUGUUGGUAUUUAUACAUUUUUCUUAUUCCAACAACCAAUCUUUAUAAUGCUCUUAUUGUUCCAACUUCCAACUU